AUGAAGCGCAACGAUUCCUUCCGCGACGUCACCGCGGUGGCGAAGCAUUUCCCCUCUUACCUGGAGAAGAGGGUGGCGGAGGAGUCAUUCGUGCACGAGGCUGUGCAGUAUGCCAUGUGGCUGCCCCUAGCCGCGGGAGCCAAGCACAUCGGAUGGAACAGCGUGGCCUACCUGUUCCUCACCUGGUUCAUCCUGGGAGAGCUGGCGCUGAUUUACAUGAAGCUGAAGCUGAGGUUCAUCAAAUGGUACCACGUGAUUGCUCUCACAAUCGCCGCGGGUGUGCACUGGAGCGCGGAGCUCGCGCUGGACGAGAACUCGUACUGGAGGUACUUGACGCUGUACGUGAUCGGGGGCAUCGGCGUCAUGGCGGUCGUGCUGCCCUUCGUACCGAGGAAGUUCACGCGAGGCGCGCCGGAUUUUCUCUUCCAGCUGGGGUUCCUCGCCGGGUCGAGUCGGGAGAAGUCGGCGGCGGGGGAGGUGAAGAAGGAGAAGUAG
Messenger RNA from Micromonas commoda, 495 nucleotides. RefSeq lists its product with no specific name. The record is from RefSeq and is a predicted model, not a curated record. The transcript has a single exon. Bases 1 to 495 code for a protein of 164 amino acids. Lineage: Eukaryota; Viridiplantae; Chlorophyta; Mamiellophyceae; Mamiellales; Mamiellaceae.